This is a messenger RNA of Teleopsis dalmanni, 1732 nucleotides long. RefSeq lists its product as uncharacterized. Gene Ontology annotation, biological process: SCF-dependent proteasomal ubiquitin-dependent protein catabolic process. Gene Ontology annotation, cellular component: SCF ubiquitin ligase complex. The coding region runs from base 56 to 1513 and encodes 485 amino acids. The transcript is spliced from 4 exons. NCBI's taxonomy places the organism in Eukaryota, Metazoa, Arthropoda, Insecta, Diptera, Diopsidae. The record is from RefSeq and is a predicted model, not a curated record.
AAUAUAUUCUUUAAAUAUUUCAUUUAAAUUUCAUAUAAUAAAAUUGCAAGUAAUAAUGUCGAAAAAGUGUGACGUGCGUGCACUUAGCGAUGGUGCACUAGCCGAGUUGGCCAACUUGAUUGUAUCUACUUUGGGUUAUGCCAAAUAUGCACCGGAUGUGCAUCUUGACAUUGAAGUUGUCAUGGUGGAAAUAAACCAAUACCUAGAAAUAUGUGGGGCUACAUCAAAUAUAUAUCAGGAUCUGCUACGCGUGAUACUUUGCUCAGAUUAUUUGGAUGCAAAUAUGCGUUUUACUUGCCUGCAGAUGUUACUCAAUUGCAGUGUAACUUUUCUCGUGACAGAUGUCUUCCCCUUUUCCUACUACCAGAAAAUAUUACAGGUAAUAGCAGCACAAGGAUCUGGCUUACGUGUACUUAAUCUUAAAGGUGUUUGGGUUAAAGAAGAGCAUAUGCAUUACAUGUUCGAAAUAAUUAAAAAAUGUCAGUACCUAACAAAAUUAUUUGUACCAUACAUAGCAAACGAUGACUUGCUUGAAGUGAUCGCUAAGCAUAGCAAAAACUUACGUAUACUGGAUAUUUCCGGAGAAACGGAUGUUACCGAAAACGGUAUUUAUUCACUCAGUAACGGUGUUUGUUGUCAGAAUCUUGCUGUAAUAGACGUUGGCAUGCCCGGCGAGGAAAAUAUUUGCUACUCUGAUAUAGCACUAAUUCUGGAAAAUUGUCCAAAUGUGGAAACUCUCGCCACGUACUCAUUUGUGGGACCAGCUUUAAAAUUCGUCCAUGACAAUGUUGAUGAAAACUUCAAGUGUAAGUUAAAAUAUAUGCAUGACACAUCCACCGAUGAAGAUCAUUUAAAUGUCAUUGUAAAGACUUGUCCGGAUUUAGAGUCAAUUUAUCUCGACACACCGAAGCCUGGUUGCCUGCAUAUAAUAAAUAAAGUGAUUCUAAGAAAAUUAAAGAUAUAUAAAUUCUCUUGUGCUGAAUUAAUGAGCGUUUUAGAGGAGCUCGGACAAAAUUUAAGCCACCUAACUAUGAUUAAAGGUACUGGCGGUAUUGAAAUUGGUAAACUAGCGCGAUUAUGCCCUAACCUCAUUGAUUUGGACUGCUAUAUGAUGGAUGGCUUGACUUAUUUAAAUCAUCAUAUUAAGUUUCAAUGUUUAGAGGGUCUUGAAAUGUUACAAAGUUUUAUUCCCAAUAUUUCAUUAAAGUCUCUGAUCUCUAAUUGUACUUUGCUUAAACGACUGGCUGUUGAUAGUGUAACAUUUUGUGACGAAGAUAUUGUCAGCAUUUUUAUAGAACACAAUUUUGAUUUUUUGGAAGAUGUAUGGUUUACAUUAGCACCCAACUUAACCGUGCAGUCAAUAGAAAUUUUAAUGGAUCGUUGUCCAGAAUUACAAACUAUUGGUCAAUUAAGUGGUUGGUCGCUAACACCUGAUGACUUGGCGCUUAUACGUGCUUUACUGAAAAGUGGAAACUCUAGCCUUGUACUUGCUCCAAACGGUUUUUUUCCAUAAUUUAUUACUAAUCCACUAAUCAAAUUAGGGUACAAGCGGCUGCAAUGAUACCGUAGAAAGUGAUGUCAAUAACCUCUGAUGCUUCUUCCCCUUAGUUUGAUUGAAGACGUUUUGAUAUAUAAAAUGUGAUAUAUAUGAGACAUGAAAUUGUUAAGAAUGUGAAAUCAUGGUAUUUUAACAAACAAUGUUGUAAAAAAAUUUUUGUUCACAAUAAAACUA